UUCUUGUCCGCAAUGUCGCAACCCAAUGGCUCAAACCAGUCGAACGGAACACGCAAGAAUGUGCGUGUGCCUACCGUCUCGGAGGCUCUGCCAUACUCGCCAUUCACAUCCAUUCAGACCUUCACUCUUGACGCCAUUCCUCCUCCUUUGGCUUAUCCUCCCGCUACCGCACACAUCUUCUCGUCUGAAGAACAANAAGUCUCGGCCCAUGGAAUGCUAGAGCGACUCGAUGCUCAAGCCAAUAAUGCUGAAAGAGCCUCGGAACAAUUGACCAAGACACUAGAAUCUGUCCAACACCUUCUCAAACCGGACUCUCUCACACAGUAUCGCUUUAACAGACCUGCCAGGUUUGCGCAGACCAAUUCUCGCCCAGCCCAAAGUACUUCGACCCCAUCGAAGCACCAGCUCGGCCCCCUUCGCAAGAUGGUCUUGGACAGGACAAUUCCUGCCCACUACGCCACUACAAAAGCCAACCUGCCUGGAUCAGCCUCGAGUUCCAUCGCCAAACCACAAAAGCCACCUGCGCAUGCUGUCACGCCAGCAGCAACCGCUCCUAUCGCGCCUCAGCAACCUCAGCAUGGCUAUCAGUCAGCGUCUUCGACGCCGCACUUAUCCGCGACUCAGGCCACACCUUCUGCUUCCAGAUCCUACCCACAAGUUAUCAUUCCGAUCACUCCUUCGUCGGCCCCUGCGUCCUUCAAACCCAGCUCUUCACAGACGAAUGGCAUUCCUCCAACACCAUCGCAGAGCUCUCAGCCCAGCUCCCAGAAAUCGAACAUCGCCGUUGUGAUCCCCAAGACGCUGACUGAGGCACAACGCGCUCAGUACAUCCCUGUAUCGGAACCUGUAUCCAGCAAUGCCCAACGUGUUUCUCAGACGCCUAAAUCGGAGUCUCAAAGGCGCGCAGAAUAUGAAGCAGACCAGCGUCUGACUUCGGCAAGCAUUGCUCAGCAAGAGAAAGCGAACGCUGCAGUAGCGAAACUCCAAAAUUUGAUCACUGAGAUAUUCGAGGCCGAGGACCAGAUGCAGGCUGACACAUCUGGCAUGGUGUCGUCAAAUUCUGCCCGUUACUUCAACACCCAUGAUGCAGUUGAAGGCGCGCCAGUCUUGCAAGCAGCAAUCCAAACACAGCUUGAUACCGCUUUGUACAAGGUCGUUGCCCACGCUCGUCUUCCUAGUCUCGAUAUCGAAGACCUAGGCCGCAUACAGCGUCUAUGUGACCACGCUGUGACUGCUGCAGGUACUACUAACUACCGUAUCGACGACGACACCCCACAUGAAGCUGAUGACUGGCUACACCGCAUCGGCAUUGGAGAGCAAGGUUUGACUGCCUGCAAGACGUUGCUGCGUAUCAUGACAGCUGGCCGUGAAGAGAAACAAUUGUACUCUGAAGAAACGCUCACCACUCUUUUGAACAGUUUGAUUCACAUGGUUGAGACCUGCAUCAUCCCUGUGGUGGAGAUGAGAAGCAACGGCGACAUGGGCGAUACAUUCAAGUUCGCUUCUUCACAAAGCAAGCCUCUCACUCAAGUUUUGACGGUCUGCAUCCGGGUCGUCAAACUCCUGGGCGAUCUGAUAGCUAAAACUGACGUCGAUGAGCGUGUCAUCGUUUCUGCCGAGUUCAUCUGCAAGACUUUGGUCUUCGUUGAGAAUGCAACGUCUGAGAAGGAUUCUGUUCUUGGUAUACAAAGGUUUGAGACUGCUCGCAGGGCUGCCAUGGAUGUACUUGCAAAAAUCUUCGCUCGUUACCCAGAGCAGAGACAAUCGAUCUUCGAUGAAAUUUUGACCUCCCUCGAGAAACUCCCUGUUGGUCGACAAAGCGCCCGCCAAUUCAAGAUGGUUGAUGCGAAGCCGAUUCAACUGGUCUCCGCUCUACUCAUGCGCUUGGUGCAGACUAGCGCAACUCAUAUGGAGGCUAAAACAAAAUCUAUCUCUGAUGAAGAUGAUAACGAGAAGGAGGAGGAAGAUCCAGAGUCUUCCGAAGAAGAUGCCGAUGCAGACUCGGACUUCGACAGUGAGACGGAGAAGAAACGACGUGCCAAACGAAAACCCAAGCCGAAGAAACGCACAAGCACCGGGCCGGAUGAUUUAGCAUCGAUUGCCAACNCCCUGUACGAAGCUGCAUACAGAGAUGCACACUAUGUCGUCAAUUACAUGGUUCAGCGUGCCUUGACUUCGACAAAAUCAGGCGACCAGCCGUACCGAAACCUUCUGGACAUUUUCACUGAAGAUUUCUUGAGUGUUCUGGGCAAUACUGAUUGGCCUGCGGCUGAGAUGUUCCUUCGCGUCCUUCUAGCCAAGAUGUUCGAACUCUCAGAAAAUCACAAAGGCUCGGCUCCCUCAAAGGCAAUGGCUCUUGAGUUGAUGGGUGGCAUGGCCACUCGAAUCACUGAAUUACGUCUACAAGCCCAGUCAGCAGCCCGUCACCCGAACACGGACCGUUCAGAAGUCACAGCCAAGUUGCUGCAAAUCCACGAGAACAUUGUGGCCGAGCAGACGGAAGAGGAUGAACUGAUGUCAUUCGAUGGGCCGUAUCGGAUCAUACUCGAAUAUCUCCAGGCUAGAGGCACGGACGAUACAGAGUUGUUGACCGCCCGUGGCUACCAUUCUGUUCAGUGGGCGAAGCAAGUCCUUCAGCUCAAUCAAGACGCUCCGAAGUCAACUAAACUCGAAGAACGCUUGGCCUUCAUGAUCAAGGAUUCUGCAUGGUUGGAAACCGAAUACGACUUCAAGCAAGUCACCACCGAGGACGGAAGAUUUGCAGCUGUCCUGAUCACCAUGAACCUGCCCUUCUGCCGAGCCUUUAACAAGAUCUUUAGCAAACUUCUUGGCACUAUGGCUGGUGAUCAGGCUUCUUUGAGAAGCAAGAGUUUGAAGAGCAUUGAACAACUCCUCGAAAUGGACCCCACGAUCCUGGACCAGGGAACAUUCUUCAUCAACAGUAUCAUCAGAUGUCUUGCCGACAACUCAACCCAAGUUCGUGAUUCCGCUCUUGGUCUCAUUGCCAAGUGUCUUUCUUUGCGUCCAAAGCUGGAUACGAUGCUCUAUGAGCGUGUCAUCAUGCGAGCCCAGGAUGCCAACUUGCAUGUUAGAAAGCGCGCGAUGAAAAUGUUGAAAGACAUGUACCUGCGCAACGACGCCCUGAACAUGAAGGCAUUGAUUGCAGAUACUCUGAUCAACCGUGUCACUGAUACUGAUGAAAGCAUUGUGGAGCUCGCUCGUCACACUUUUGAGGAUAUCUGGAUGACACCUUUCCACAGCAUCUCUGACUCGGAUACUGACUCGGUCAAGAAAAAGCUCCGUCUACGAGAGCAAACCAGUCUUGUGAUCAACAUCGUCAAACGCAAGACUGACACCACAGAAGCUGUUUUGCCUGAGCUUCUGCAGCAGAUCUUGUCGGAGAAGUCCAAAGCAGCAAAGGCUAAUGUUGUGGUCUGUAAAGAGAUGGUUAAGCUCAUGUUUGACGCUAUCAUCGAUCCAAACGAGCUUCCAGAGAGUCCUCCACAGCAGCACGUACUGCAGACGCUCACCAUCUUCUCUGCAGCUAACGCCAAGCUAUUCUCGGCUGACCAGCUUCAAACUCUUCAACCUUACGUCAAGAAUCUCAGCACUGAUGACAAUCUGCUUGUGUACCGCUCAGCAAUUGUUAUUCUCCGUCAUACCCUACCUCACAUGAAGAAUCUCAACCGAGAUUUCCUUGUAAACAUACAGCAAGCUUUACUUGGCAGCUUUACCAGACUUCCACCAGCCGAGCUCAAGGAAGUUGCAACAUGCCUCUGGACUCUUGAUGGUGAACUCCAUAACACCGAGAGACUCGUCAAAGUAACACUGUCACUCUAUGAUCAGAUUAAGCGAGGCUUGCCUGUUGAUAUGAACAGCAACCAAGCUGUAGCGCAGAAGACGAGAAGACUCAUCACCAUCGCCGGUCAUUUCGGCAAGGCUUUCAACCUUGAUUCCUACCUCGGCUCGUUCAAGGAGAAGUUUCCGGAAUUCAAGGGUGAACAUGUCGCAUUCUUGGCUGUCGAUCUCAUUUGUCCUUUCACAAGCCCCAAUCAGCCCAUGGUUCUUCGCCAGGCAGCACUUGACAGUGUUUGCAUGCUGUGUCAGGCUUGGCCUAGUCAGUUGAUGCGUGCUGAUGUUUGUAAUGCAUUCAAAUUGGCUCUAGAGUCGGACGACCAACAACUUCCGAUGACAUUGAUCGCCGGUCUGAAAGACUUCUACUGUGCUGGCGACAAGCCUGGCGAAUCAAACUUGAUCCAGGUCGGUACUGGUGUCGAGGCUGGUACUGAGAGAUUAGGAAAUACCUACAUGGCUACCGAUCGUGAUGGCGCGGCCACCUCAAUCGCGCAACAAUUCUUGAGUAGAAUCCGUGAUGUUGCUCUCAUUUCAGCUGAUGCUCUCGCAUUCAACGCAGUUCAAGUGGUCGCUAGUAUCGGCCGCCAAGGACUUGUUCAUCCCAAAGAGACAGGUCCAUGCUUUAUCGCUCUCGAAACAUGUCCUGACACCAAAAUCGCUACAUUCGCCUUCCAGGAGCAUAUGGGACUUUACAGCAAGCAUGAAGCAAUGUUUGAAAAGGAGCACAUCGGUGCUGUUCACCAGGCCUUUACGUAUCAGCAGAACGUAGCCAAGAGCAACCAAGGAUACACAGGCACUCCACCAACUUCCAAGAUGCACCACUUCUGGGAAGUACUCAAGACUGGAAAGGCCAAGAUUCGCAUGAAGUUCUUGUCAACAAUCUGUGGCAAAGCAGGUGUGGGCUUUGAUGUUUCGAAGGUGGACAUGUCGGAUUCGCUUCCUUCCCACGUCGCCUUCUCUCGAUUCGUAUGUGAGAAUCUGGCGUUCUUUGACUAUGCCAAGUUUGAUGAGCUCCAACAUCUGAUCGAGUGCAUUGAGAAGGUCAUGGCCAAUACUGGCACUCCUGUCGCUCACAUGGUCGAUGUUGACAUCCUUCGAAUGCUCAUUGAGCAAGAUGCUCCCAUGGCCGAUGGUGAGAGCGGCAUCAAUGGCGCAACUUCGUCUCAAAGCAAGCCAGUUGACCCAGCUCGCUCACGUGAGUUGACUGUCUACGUCCAAAUCCUGCUGCUGCUUUGGGAAACUCGUACAUACCUUCGGCGACUAUGGAAUGUUAGCAAACACCAGGCAGCCACCAAAGGCAAGGCGAGCAAAGAACACGUUCGUGCAUUGCAACGCAUUCCCAACUCGAUCAAUUUGACCGAGAAGUACCUCGCACGCAAUCAAGAGAUCAUGAGGGCUCUGGACACGCCUGAAAGCCAGCUCAGUUUGUGUACUUCAUUCUCGGAGGUCAUGGCAGUCGACAGCGAACUCAAGGUCGACAAGGAAGAUGCAGAUGGUGAUAUGGACACUUCGAUGACGCUGAAUGGGGAUGGCUAUGAGACGCCGAGUGAGAGAGGUGAGAGCGCGACUCCUGGUAGUGGACAGAAGCGUGGUCGCAAGAGGAAGAGCAUCGAUUCCUCGCAGAACACUCCCAGGAAGAAGGGGCGACCAAGAAAGAGUCCGAGUGUGCAAGGCCGCUCCGUCUCUUUGCUUGAUUGA
Molecule: messenger RNA, 5553 nt
Organism: Aureobasidium musti
Lineage: Eukaryota; Fungi; Ascomycota; Dothideomycetes; Dothideales; Saccotheciaceae
Source: the annotation of a GenBank genome assembly